Messenger RNA from Fusarium oxysporum Fo47, 2515 nucleotides. Its product is annotated as Tim17/Tim22/Tim23/Pmp24 family-domain-containing protein. NCBI's taxonomy places the organism in Eukaryota, Fungi, Ascomycota, Sordariomycetes, Hypocreales, Nectriaceae. The record is from RefSeq and is a predicted model, not a curated record. The transcript is spliced from 10 exons. Gene Ontology annotation, cellular component: COP9 signalosome; cytosol. The coding region runs from base 254 to 2515 and encodes 753 amino acids.
GGCUCAGCAGACAGGUGACAUAGCACGUAUCCAUAAUCCGGGGCGCCCUCAAAACCCAUGAACCUACCAACUUUAUCGAUACCUCUGAAUCCAUCCAUGCUCCUAUACGACCCUUCCGCACGUGGAAUCUGACCUACAAAAUCACGCGACUACAUUCGAUGCCUUGAGACUAAAGCGGUUUCCGACAAACAUCCUCUCUUGACCCUGCGACCGACCCUCUCUUUACGUUCUUUUGCCGAGGCUUGGGGACAAGAUGGCCAUGUCAUCUUCGCUGGAAGUGCUAAAGAACACGUUGGAGGAGAUUGUCAAGGACCCGCGAUACCAUGAUCUCUUGUCCUUAGUCAAGACGGCGCGCAAUGGUAUUAUCUACGGAACCAAGGUGCGGUUUCCGCAUGCGCUGGUGAUGGUGUUUCUCUUCCGCUCUGGAACAUUCCCACAGAAAGUAAACCUAGUCCUUCGAGCGACAAGACAUCAUGCAACCAAUUUGGCGCGCUUUGCCCUUAUUUAUAAGCUGACCAUGCUUGCGCUCAAAUACUUUGGCGCAGAGCCUGGAAAGGAGGGAACAUACGACUCCUUCGUUGGUGGUCUUGUGGGCGGAUAUUUCGUCUUCGGCGGUCGUUCCAAGCGUACGGGGAAGAUCUCAUCGGUCAACCAGCAGAUCGUCAUCUACGUCUUUGCGCGAGUGAUGCUCGCACUCGCCCGUAUCGCUGUGAAGCCAGGCCACGGAUUCCCAUUCGUGUCGUCCGAACCUCUCCAUGGAAUCAUUAAUCAAUAUGCCUGGCCUGCGUUCGCGUCGCUCUCGUGGGCUAUGGUGAUGUUGAUCUUCCGAUACCACCCCGGGGAGCUGCAGUCGAGCUUGAGAAGCAACGAUGAUUCUUCUGUCGGUUACAUGAGUAGACAUGGAUACAUGAAAACCAAUAUGAUAGAGGUGAAUCUGUCCUACUUACUCUAUGCCGUCAUAAAGAAGUUUAACCAAAACUUAUAUCGUCGCGUUAAAACUUUAGAUGAUAUCAACAAUCAAAUUGCGAUUGAUUCGGCCAUUAAGAGAGAUUUCCAGUUAUUUUUGAAGCCAAGCUUUAAUAGCUGCCUCAGCCAGAUCGCGCUAAUCCGGCAACCUACCCCGCUAGAGCUGACCCCUGCUUGCCCCUCCACACUGGCGCCUGUGAGCCUCAACUUUACCCCCAGGCAGCUAUACCUCCACCUCAGUCCAUCAUCUUUGAGUCUAACAGAUUCCUACCAACCGACGACCAUGGCACCAAAUUCCAAAGUCGCGGAGGCGAUCUCGAACACUGAGUCUUAUUCUGGAGAGAAGGGACCUCUCUACGAGCAACUGCUCUCCGAAAUUAAGAACAUUUCAUCCCCAUCCACCGCUACCGACGACCUAAAUGCUAUCAUCGACUCCUUCUUUAACCAGGCGCUCGGCGUCGUGGCUACGCGAACCGUCCUCGCGUCUUUUAUUGCGACACUCCGAGAACUAAAGAACGAGGAUAUGUGGAUCGAGGUCGGGAAUCGUACGCUAAACACCAUCGCGGCUCAGCCAUCAUCUUCUUCCUUCGUUGAUGCUAUCGCCACUAUCCGUGAGCUCAUUGCAACGGCCCACGAAAGCAACGGUGACUUCCUUGAUGCUGCAAAGACUCUGGCCGAUAUUCCCCUUGAUAGUUCUCAGCGCAAGAUCACCGAUGAGGAGAAAGCUCGCACAUGGAUUCGCAUUGUUCGAAACUACCUCGAAGUCGACGACUCUACGGCCGCCGAGAUGUAUAUCAACAAGCUCAAGAACAUCAUGCAUACCGUAUCUGAUCAAGAACUAAACUUGCACUUCAAGCUCUCACAAGCCCGUAUUCUGGACGCUCAGCGCGACUUUUUAUCCGCAUCUCAACGAUAUCACGAGAUCAGCUUCUCGCCUGCGAUCGACGAGGAGGAACGCCUACAUACGCUCAGCAUGGCGGUGAAAUGUGCUGUUCUGGCGCCCGCUGGUCCCAUGAGAAACCGAACAUUGAGUCGCCUCUACAAAGAUGAACGUUCAUCGCAACUUGAGGAAUUUGGUAUCCUGGAAAAGAUGUUCCUUGACCGGCUGUUGUCACCUGAGGAGGUUGACAAGUUUGCAGAGGGGCUCCAGCCACAUCAGCUAGCAACUACAUCAGAUGGCUCCACGGUACUUGCCAAGGCUGUCGUCGAGCACAAUCUUCUCGGCGCAUCCAGGCUUUACAGCAAUAUUAGAUUCGAGGCCCUGGGAACACUAUUGGGCCUGGAUGCUGAUAAGGCUGAAGAGACCACUGCACGCAUGAUUGAGCAGGGACGUUUAGUAGGACGCAUGGAUCAGAUUGAUGGCAUUGUGUACUUUGAGGGUGGCGAGGCAUCGGGAGAGAAGGGGAGUGGGCGAGCAGAAAUUAUUGUUGGCAAGGAAAUGCGAAAUUGGGAUGCUAACGUUGAGAGUUUGGCUGAGGAGGUGGAGAAUGUCACCAACGCGCUGCAAAAGGAGUUUCCCGAAUUUGUUGCCGCAACCCUUGUUGUAUGA